AUGAAAAUUGUCAUUGUCCUUGCUGCCUUGAUUGCCAUUGCCGUAGCUGCACCAGCACCAAAUGAACAUGCCGAAAUUUUGAAAUUGGAUUCCAAUGUUGAACAUGAUGGCUAUAGUUUUGAUGUUGAAACCAGUGAUGGUACAUCCCGCCAUGAAGAUGGCAAAGUAAAGGAUUUCGAUUCUGAACAUCCAGCCAUUGUCGUGCACGGCACCUUCACCUGGAAGGAUGAACAUGAUGGCAAAGUUUAUACUGUCAACUAUGUUGCCGAUGAAAAUGGUUUCCAACCCACCGGAGAACAUCUUCCCAAAUUGCCAGCUAUCGCCCAUGCUUAA
Musca vetustissima is the source of this 333-nucleotide messenger RNA. Its product is annotated as larval cuticle protein 65Ab1-like. Bases 1 to 333 code for a protein of 110 amino acids. The record is from RefSeq and is a predicted model, not a curated record. Gene Ontology annotation, cellular component: chitin-based extracellular matrix. NCBI's taxonomy places the organism in Eukaryota, Metazoa, Arthropoda, Insecta, Diptera, Muscidae. Gene Ontology annotation, molecular function: structural constituent of chitin-based larval cuticle. The transcript is spliced from 2 exons.